This is a messenger RNA of Anopheles bellator, 714 nucleotides long. Its product is annotated as alpha-tocopherol transfer protein-like. The annotation marks the transcript as partial. Gene Ontology annotation, molecular function: phosphatidylinositol bisphosphate binding. Lineage: Eukaryota; Metazoa; Arthropoda; Insecta; Diptera; Culicidae. Gene Ontology annotation, cellular component: membrane. The transcript is spliced from 3 exons. The record is from RefSeq and is a predicted model, not a curated record.
UAUUCGGUCCGCACGGCCCUGCCGGAACUGAUGCGCAAUCGUGACCCUGAGGAGGCCAAGAUUAAAGAGCUGAUCGAGUUGGGAUCAGUUAUACCGCUACCAAACACAGUAACCCCGGAUGGCCCGAGAAUCAUUCUGGUGCGGCCUGGCGUGAACGACCCUAGCAAGUUCACCAUUCAGGAGAUAUUCAAGUACAACACCAUGAUGGCCGAUAUUAUGAUGAAGGAGGACGACAAUCUGAUCGUAGCUGGACAGAUGGGAAUCCUAGACCUGUCCAACACGACGAUGGCCCACUUCCUGCAGUUUAGUCCCUCCUUCGUGAAGAAGGCCACAAUGUGGAGCCAGGAAGGGUCCCCGUUGCGUCAGAAGGGCUUCCACUACGUCAACACGCCGAGUGGAUUUGAGAUGAUUUACAACAUGUUUAAGAACUUCCUCAACGAAAAGAACCGCUCUCGGUUGCAUGUCCACGGAAGCAAUCUGGAUUCGCUGUAUGAGCACAUACCGAAGAGCAUGCUGCCAGCUGAGUACGGUGGCGAGGCUGGCCCCCUCCAGGACUUGGUGGACGCGUGGACCAAGAAGGUACUCAGCUAUAAGCAGCACUUCCUGGAGGACGAACAGUACUGUACGGAUGAGAAGAAGCGACCGGGGCGGCCAAAGAACGCAGAGACUCUGUUCGGGCUGGAGGGUUCCUUCCGGAAGCUCGAAGUGGACUAA